Molecule: messenger RNA, 1340 nt
Organism: Musa acuminata AAA Group (dessert banana)
Lineage: Eukaryota; Viridiplantae; Streptophyta; Magnoliopsida; Zingiberales; Musaceae
Exons: 4
Coding region: 168-1148 (326 amino acids)
Source: RefSeq, a predicted model, not a curated record
UUAUUUUCUCUUAUAAUCCCAAUUACUUUCUCUAUAUGCCCUCCAUGACACCUAACCAACGGCCACUAUAACUGUUCGCCGUCUCUGUUGUCCUCUCUUAAAUUUCUCCUUUAUUCUAGGCUAUGUAAAUACCUUGUGCCCGCUGAGAAGAGAGAGAGAAAGAGGGAAUGGGGUUUAGCAUGGUGUGGGUGAUCGAUCUAUUGAUCCACCUCGUCUACAAGGCCGCCGGUCUCCGCCCCCACACCGUCGCCCUCGAUGACGACACCACCGUGCACUGCUGGAUCUCGUCAUCCCUCCUUCCCCCUUCCUCCGCGAUCAGAUCGAAGGAAAAGAAGGCGACGCCCCCGCUCCUUCUGAUCCACGGCUUCGGGCCACGGGGCACAUGGCAGUGGAGCAGGCAGAUCUGGCACCUCGCCGCUCGCUUCGACCUCGUCGUGCCGGACCUCCUAUUCUUCGGCGGAUCCACCACUCGGUCCCCGAUCCGGUCCGAGGCCUUCCAGGCCGCCGCCAUCGCCCGUCUUCUCGCCGUGCUCGGCGUCGGGCCCCCGCACCGGGCGAGGGUGUCAGUGGCCGGGACUAGCUACGGGGGGUUCGUGGCGUACCAUGUAGCGCGGGCGUUGGGCCCAGAGUGGGUGGAGCGCGUGGUGAUCGCCAGCUCCGACGUGCUGAAGGGGCCGGACGACGACCGCGCGCUGCUGGAGCGGGCCGGCGGGGCGCGCAGCAUCGACGAGCUACUCCUCCCUCGAACCACCGCCGACCUCAGGAGGCUUGCCCGCCUCGCCGUCUACCGCCCGCCUCUGUUCGUGCCUGAGUUCAUCCUCAGGGACAUGCUACAGAAUCUAUUUAGCGAUAACCUGGAGGAGAAGCUGGAGCUUAUCAAGGGAGUCACCGUAGCCAACAAAGAUGAGUUCCACCUCACUCCUCUUCCCCGGCAAGUUCUGAUCAUCUGGGGAGAGCAUGAUCAGAUCUUCCCUGUGGCCAAGGCGAUCGAACUGCAAAAGCGUUUGGGAGAGAACGCGAGGUUGGAAGUAUUGCAGAAUACUGGCCACCUGCCUCAAAUGGAGGACGCCAACAGGUUCAAUAAGCUUCUCUUCAGCUUCUUAUUAGGUGCCUCACAGCCAUCACUCUCCAAUCGUGUUCGAGAUUAGCUUCUGUUUCCCGUUACUCUUCAUGAAAAAUAUGCUUCAGGUUAGCACCGAGUUCUAUCUAAUGUUGUGUGUUGCAAAAUAAGCUAGUGCUGCAGAGGGAAGCAAUCUUGGGACCGUGAGAGAAGGUUGUUAUUGAUGUUAUUGGCAUUUCGUAUGAUCUCGUUGAUAUACAAUAUGUCUAUUUGUGAAUUA